CAUGCACUCUGGCCAGUCACAGUUUUGAAGUAACACAAAAUAUUUUCGCUAUGGUUUUUUUUUAAUAAUUUCGUGUGUGAAACGGUGAUAUUAUUGAUUUUUUAUUGCAUUUAAACCAUCGGCCAGCAGGGACGCAUCGAAUUCCGCACGAAGAACGUCCCCCAGCCGCCCACGGACGUAGUGAAAAAGUUUUGUUUACCUUUUUUCGAUAUCCGAGAGCCCUGCAGAGCCUUCGCUGUGUGCGUGUGUGGGUGUGAGCUGGUGUGCAAAAAUGGAAAUGCAUCCGAAUUGAAAAUGUGCCAACCCGAUUUAACCCGCUAAAAAAGUUGAAAAGCAUUUCUAAAAAUUGUGGCAACGGCAGAGGCAGCAGCGCACAUGGAAAAUGUGCCCGAUAUUUCCUCCAGCGCUUCGUCUUCGUCUCUGUCUUCUUCUUCUACUGCCUCUUCCACACUGAAACUCCAAAGCCAAGUUAAUUCCAGAAAUGUCCUGAUCAGAUCGCAGAGCAGCGGCAAGUUAAGCAGCAAUGAAGCUGAAUCAACAAAGGCAUCAGCUAAAUCCAGUACAACGACGACUCUGCGAGCGGCCAAGCUCAAGAUCGGGGCCAUGCAACAGCAACAGCAGAAGCAGAAGCAGCAACACCAGCAGCAGCAGCAGCAGCAUCAGACUGCAAAUGGAGUCGGGGGCAGCAACAUUAUCCUGCUGCGCGGCACUCGCAACGAAAAUGGCCAGAUCAUCAUCCAAAAUAAGCAGGACAUACUUAGCCUGCUCAACGAGCAGCAGCAGGAGAAGAGCCACUCGUCCACGGCCAUCACGCUCAAUCAACUGCCCACGACCACAACGGUGGCUAGAAAGACCAUUGUCCAAGGCUCGAGUGGAGGCAGCAACUCCAGUAACAGCAACAGCAGUAGCAGCAACGGUAGUAACUCCACCAUUUCCAUUGUGGCCAGUGGCAACAGCAAGGAGGCCAGCAGCAAUACCAUUCUGCUGCAGACUCCCAUUAAUGCCAGCCAGCUGGAGAGCGUGCUAAAAGCUCAAGAGCGCUCCAAGCAGGCCAAUGCCACACAAACCAAGUUAGUGGAGCGGCCGUUUAUGCUAAAACAUGCCUCGCGAAGUCUUAGUUCCGAGAGCAAUAGCGACAGCAAGUCACCCUUUGUGCUGCAGACCCUGAAGCGUCUGGAGAAGUCGCAGUCCAUUCUGGUCAUACGCAACUCCACAGCCAACACCUCCAUGGCCACUUCACCGCCAGCGAGCAACUCCCUCUCCACUUCGAGUAUUCUAAGCGUGACACGCACCACGAAGGCGGCCAAGGGCGUGGCAGGAGCGCUGCACAAGCUCAAUGCAGCGGCGGCGGCCACCACAGCAGCGGGCACGGGAGUAACAGCGGUCAACGCGCCAUCAUCAUCGACGGCCACCACCAUACUGAGGUUAGGUAAAAGCGCCACCACACUGGCCAUUAACGGAGGCAGCAGCAAGCUGGAGGCCACAAUGGCCACCACAGCCACGGCAACGACAGCCACGACAACAUCAAAUAAAUUGUCCAACGCGGUGACGUCCGAGCAGCAGCAGCAGCAACAAUCGACAACGAAUGUGCCACUUGGGAACGAUGGCGAACCCAUCAAGCUGCCCGACAAUUUGGAGAGCCUGCCAAGAGCCGACAGUUUUCCAUCACAGCGCCAUCGCUGGAAUACAAAUGAGGAAAUCGCAGCGAUUCUUAUCAGCUUUGAUAAGCAUGGCGAGUGGCAGUCCAAGGAGGUUCGAACUAGACCCAAAAGCGGCUCCCUGUUGCUGUACUCCCGGAAGAAGGUCCGCUACAGACGCGAUGGCUACUGCUGGAAGAAGCGGAAGGAUGGCAAGACAACGCGCGAGGAUCACAUGAAACUAAAAGUACAAGGCACGGAGUGCAUCUAUGGUUGUUAUGUACACUCGGCCAUAUUGCCCACAUUUCAUCGCAGAUGUUACUGGCUGUUGCAGAAUCCCGACAUUGUUUUGGUGCACUAUCUGAAUGUGCCGUAUCCGGAUGAUAAUAAAAUGGCCGUGAUAGCGCCUAGUAUCACGCUUUGGGGUGACAAGAAGGAGUGGACCAAGGAGGAGCUGGUCAGUCAAUUGAAGCCAAUGCUCUCCACAGUCAACUCCGAUGAUGACUCAGACUCUGGCAACGAUAUAGAAAUAUCGACGGCCGAGACAGUGGAGUCCAUAGUUUGCCAGCUGAUGGAGAAACAGCGAUUGUCCCGCCAGGCUGCCCUAGUCAAGCAGCUGGACUGUGGUUGCGGGGAUGCAGGCUGUGCGGAUGGUAAGACCUGCACGCAUCCCGUGAUGCGGCGUUCCGGCGCCAUUCUCAAGUCCUCAGUGCAGGAGAAGCGACUAGGUGAACCCUUUAACGGCAACACGCCAAAUGUGGUGGUGGCCAGCAAGCUCUACUCCCGCUGGGCGGAGCGACCAAGGCAGCACAUGGACAGUCACGGGCAGUUCCACAAUGCCACGCAGCAGUUGCCGCAGGAGUCGGCCAUCAAGUUCCAGAUCAUUCCGCCGCAGCAGCAACAGCAACAACAACAGCAGCAACAGGCAGGACAUGGAGAUGGAAGCUAUCAGCAGUAUCGAGGAGCCAGUCAAAUGCUGGCCGCAAGAAGCAAUCUGGUGAUGCAGCAGCAGCAGCAGCAGCAACACCAACAGCAGCAGCAGCAACAAUACCAUCAGCAACAGCAGCAGCAGCACUUGAGCCUGCAAAGAUUCGUGGCCAGUCAAAGUCAGAACUCGGUGCACCUCAAUCAGCAGCACAGGCUGCAAAUUGCCAAUACAACAAUCACGGCCACAGCCAGAGAUCCUGCAGCGACUGGAGGAGGAGCAGCUGCUGCAGCAGCAGCGGCGGCAGCGGCAGCUGUUGUAGCCUCAAAUGUAAUGGACACCGAACUAAUUGAAACCCAAAGCCACAUGACCGCAAACAAAAUCACAAACUCCGGCAGCAAUAAUAGCAGCAGCAGCAGCAGCAAUGCCAGCAAGCAAUUAGCAGGCCAAACAAACAACGAAUUAAAUGUCGUAAAUAAUAACGACACCGGCAACAAUAAUAACUUUAUGUACAAUCAUCAGCAGCAACUCAAUGCUUCCAGCAACAACAGCGGCCAGCAGCAGCAGCAGCAGCAACAACAACAUUAUUAUAAAUUGCAACAGACAGCAGCAACCCCAAGCAGUGGUCAACCCCAAACCCAACCCCCUGUGGAGGCUAUGUGCAUGUCACCGGAGCACCGCAACAGCAACAGCAGCAGCAGCAACGGUAGCAAUAGCAGAAGUCAGCCCCCAGCUGCCACGUCUUCCGCUGGCAACCCCUCCUGCGCAUCCACAUCCACACCCACAUCGGGCAGCUCAUCCAAUUCGAGUUCCUUACAAUCGAUUAUCGAUGGCAAUCAGCAGCAACAAAUUACAACGACGUCAACGGCGGCAGUAGCAGCAGCAGCAGCAGCAACUUGUGAUAAUUUAAUGAGCGCCAAUGCGCUCUCUGAGCAGGACGUGGGGAGCAAUAACCACAGCAAUGGCAACAUCAACAAUCAGGCCACAGAAGUCCUCAACAGGAGUCAGUCGCAGUCGCAGACUCAACCCCUGAACCCCAAUGGUUGUGCAACUUUCAGAGCUUCCAGUGAUAACAGCAGCCAAAUAAGCGCUAGCGAGAAUAGCAGCAGCAGCAGCAACAGCAGCAGCAGUAGCAGCGAGGAUGAGCCCCAGGCCGAGACGCUGAGCUUCUUCAAUGAGACGCUGGAUCUGUCACACGAGGAUAUUCAGCGCACUUUGAUAGCCAAUAUGCCGUACAGUACAGUGGCAGAAGCAGGAGCAGCAGCAGGAACUGGUGCAACCUCAGCAGCAACAUGCAACACCAAAGCCAAGAACAAUCAACAGGAGGCGGAGAAGAAACCCUCGGCGGGAACUGAAGCCGAAACAGAGCCCGAGGAGGAUGAAACGGACGAUGUCUUUGCCAGUCUGGAUGCCUUCGAUAUGCUGGUAGAGUUUCCCGAACUGGAUUUGGAUGAUAAGCAGGCGCUAAAUAACACGGCCCUGGAGCAGGGUUCGUAUUUAGGAGAACCAGCGCCCCAGUCACAGCCCCGCAAGGUGCUAAACAUAUGCGACUUUAGUCCCGAAUGGUCUUACACGGAGGGCGGCGUUAAAGUCCUAGUGGCAGGACCCUGGACAAGUAGCAAUAGUGGCGCCUACACGGUGCUCUUCGACGCUCAGCCCGUGCCCACGCAACUAGUGCAAGAGGGCGUCCUCCGUUGCUAUUGUCCAGCUCACGAGGCGGGUUUUGUGACGCUGCAGGUGGCCUGCGGUGGAUUCCUUGUCUCCAACUCGGUGAUGUUUGAGUACAAGCUAUCCCUCCUGGCGGAUGCUCCAUUCGAUGCCAGUAGCUCCAACGACUGCCUGUACAAGUUCACUCUGCUCAAUCGCCUGUCCACCAUCGAUGAGAAGCUGCAGGUGAAGACCGAGCAGGAGCUAACCGACCACACGGCUCUCUAUCUGGAGCCCAACUUUGAGGAGAAGCUGGUGGCCUAUUGCCACAAGUUGAUUAAGCAUGCCUGGAGCAUGCCCAGCACGGUGGCUUCCUGGACAGUGGGUUUGCGAGGCAUGACACUCCUCCAUCUGGCCGCCGCCUUGGGCUAUGCGAAGCUAGUGGGCGCCAUGCUCAACUGGCGGUCAGAGAAUCCACAUAUCAUACUCGAAACGGAGCUGGAUGCCCUCAGUCAGGAUGUCUAUGGGUUUACGCCGCUAGCCUGGGCCUGUGUUCGUGGCCAUGUGGAGUGCUCGUUGUUGCUUUACAAAUGGAAUCACAAUGCUUUGAAGAUCAAGACGCAGGCACAGCAAACACCUCUGGACUUGGCUAGCAUGCGGGGCCAUAAGCAUUUGCUGGCGCAAAUGUUUCGCCUGGAAAAGGAGCGCUGCCGAAAGCCACAGUUGCGCGGUGGCCUGGCCAAUCUCUCGAUGAAUAUGGGUGUGGAAGCUGAGCCAGAGGAGCAGCAGCAACAGCAGCAGACAAGCUUUAGUGGCUUUGAUUUGGAGCUACAACGCAAGCAUGAUGGGGUGUUCCUGAGACCUGUAGCUGUGCACAGCAAUCAAAGUCCACCCAACAGCAGCAGUCGUUACUCCAAACGCUCUUCAAUAGACAGUGGCAUCAAUAUGGAUAUACGCAGUAAAUCAGGCAAACCAUUGGCCAGGCUGCACAGCAACUAUGAGAGCCAUGACAAUUAUGUCUUGGGCGUGGACUCACCGCUGGACUCGUUGACGGGCACCAACUGUCUGCUGUCGCCGCUGCGUAAAAUGGACUUUGCCUUGUGCGAGGUGGUAUCCACGGGCGAAUCGAGCCCCGUUAACGACAAAGACAUCGAUGACAACUCGACCAGCGCCACCGAUGUGACCAUUGGCAAUGACUUGGCCCUGCCCGAUGCCGUUGUAGGGGAUUCGGAUGCCAAAGUGCUGACCCUGGCCGAGCAUAUAAUUGCAGCCAUGCCAGAACGCAUAAAGAACGAAGCCGACGAGAUGAUGGUCCUGGGCAGCCCCCUGACAGAACCCCUGACUUCCGAGUCUUCGGCUUUGACGGAUAGUUUUAUGGAUCCCCUGCUCGAUUCACUGCCCAAUACCCACUUUGACAGUGAUUUCAGCUUCGAUUUCCAUGACCAUAGCUAUCGCUAUCAUGAUGUCAGCACGCCCUGUUCCAGUCUAAGUCCUGCCAGUUCGGGACCGUUGCAGUCGCCCGCUAGUUACUCCAUACUGGGCACAGAUCCUUCGGUCAGCUCACCGAGUCCGCCGCCAUCAACGAAACAGUUAACGGAAUUCCUGCAUGCAUCCAGCAUCUCGCAGUAUCCCUUCGAGGCGGACUUCUCGAAGCUAACCCUCACGGAUACAGAGCAAAGGGAGCUAUACGAGGCGGCCAAGUGCAUACAGAAGGCCUAUCGGUCGUACAAGGGCAGGCAGAAGAUGGAGGAGCAGAAUAAGGAACGCACUGCCGCCACUGUCAUUCAGAACUAUUAUAGGCGAUACAAGCAGUAUGCCUACUACAGGCAGAUGACAAACGCUGCCCUGGUCAUCCAGCAUGGGUAUCGCUCCUAUCGACGCAACAAGCGCUUCAAGAAGAGCGGCCUGGGCGGCAUGGGUAGUGGCAGUGACCAUGGCAGCGUUAGCAGCAACUCGCAGUGUCUGUCCAGCUUCUACGAUCAUUACAAGCAGGAUCAGCAGCAGCAGCACGAGAUGGGCUCGCAGCCAAGCACGCCCAAGGAAACGAGUCCAUCAGGGCCUUUAAAACGAACCUACUCGCAGUCCACCCAGAAUCAAGCUGCCAGAAAAAUCCAACAGUUUAUGAGACAAUCACGUAUCAAACUACAGAAAGAGCGAGCCGAAAAAGAGAAGCUGGUGCACCAACGCAGGGCGGAAUACCUUCAAAACUUGCAGUUUCAAGGGCAGCAGGAAAUGUUGGUGUGCCACGAAAAUAGCAAUUCAGCAACGAGUAGUGGCAACACCAGUGCCAGCAACAUCAACAAUCUACACCAAAUACAAUCCAAUCAGUGAGGGUCGCCAACUGAGUGAAGAACUUUUAACAUAGGAACGAGCUGCAUGUUCCAUAAGAAUUUAUGAAUAGCUUUAACAAUCGAGUGAAACUUUCUACUUUCGUAUUCGUUGUUCCCCUUAGGACAAAACCAAUCCCAAGCACCUCUAUAUAGUGGAACUUUGUUUCUCUAAAACUCUCUAGAACAUACACCACACACAUACACUGAAUUAGUAGCAACUAAACCUGCACUUUGAUUCAUUUGCCUAACGAAUUUUAAUAGAAAUACGCAUUGUUUUCAAAGUGAAUUGUAGUAGCCUAGGUUAGUGUUUUUUUAAGGUAUUAUCUUGAACCUAAUCGUAAACCUAACUGAAGAUCGGACUCCAGGGAGAUGAUGAGAACACAAUUUUUCCAUUUGUCAACUCGAAAGAACUUAUUACCGAAGCCUUUGAAAACAACAACUUUUUAACUCCAAUUGUAGUGGAAAACGUAGCCUGCAAUAUAUUAUAUUAUAUAUAUAUAUACAUACGAUUUAAACCAAUAUUACGCAUGUGUAUGCCUCUAAAUAGUUACAUUUGUAUAUAGUUAAGGCCCAACUCGAGGAUAACUAACUAAAUAAACUCUAGUCUAUUUUAACGUAUGUAUUACCAAGCUCUGCGAUGCGACUAUGCUUGUCUCUAAAGCAAAAAAAGAAUGAAAAAAAUGAUAAAAAAAAGCAUUAAUCCUCGAUCCUAACUAGUUGCUAACUGCUAGCUCCUUAAGACGCCACUUAAAGUUAAAAAAAAGCAAACGUUGUUGUUGAUUUCUAAAAUCAGAUUCGUAUCGGAGUUCUAUCAUGUUUCAAAGAAAGCAAACUCUAUUCUAAUUUCCCCUAAGCAAGUACUUACUACGAUAAAUGUGUACCAAGUCCUAACUUAUCUAGACUAAGCCUAGCUAAUGAUAGAAGAAAUAGAAGAGGAGAAGAAGCCUUGUUACACUCCCGGAGAGAGGGCUUUUGGCAUGGAAUUUCCAACAUUUUGCUGUCGCUAACCUCCCCCAGUCAGUCUUCAUUGCUCGAUAAAGACAAAUAUAUAUAUAUAGAUAUAUGCAAGAGAGUAAAGUUUUUAAACUAAAUGUAACAAUAAAUGAAUUUUUGUAAAUUAUUUUUGUCCGUCCACAUUGUUAGCUUUCAUAACAUACCAACAAGAACAUAUAUACUUACAAAUAUACAAUAUAUAUAUAAUAUAGAAAGAGCCGAUACUGAUAACUGAUAAAGGACCCCUCGAGUUCGUAUUACCAAAAACACAUACACACAGACACACAGGCGGCGAAAACUAUGGGUAGUACCUUAGGAAUAGACGCACUUACCACAAAAAACCCCAAAAAAUAUAAAACAAGUGCAAAAAGGCAGACUGUACUCAACGAGCAUGUUUUUCGGUCACAAUCAGAGGGAGGUGCAAGUGCAGCUAGGAUUUAUCACAUUGUUAACUAUUUAACUACGAAACUAUUAUACUUAAUUCGCACUAUUAUAUUACUCGACGAAACUUUGAUUGCAUUUUGCUCCAACUUAACUAUGUAUAAAUCUGAUAACUGAUUCGAAAUGAAGACUAAAUACGAUUUCACUACUCAACUGACUUAAGAAUUGCAAUCAAUUUUGUUAAAACUGUUUAGGCAGGGUGUUAGAUAUGUAUGUAACAGCUGAAAACUAAAACCAAUUAAUUGCAAUAUUUGCACAUAAUACACAUACUAAACCGACACACACACACACACACACACACAAGGCUCACACCACACACGAUUUAUAAACCUCAAAGUAGCAACCUGAGUGUGUUUUAAAGCAAGUAUGAAAGUCUUUUUAGAUAGAGAAAGGCGCGGCGAGGCCAAAAGGCAGAGAAAACUUAAGUACCUUAAGCCAAUUGGCACUAAAACUAAACUUAAAUCUAACAAAAACAAUUAGAAAUACCGAAAGUGAAGGUGUUUUGCAAAGAUAUCCUAGCGGAUCGUAGGGCCUAUAGCCUUUAGUUUUGUUUGAAUGUUUUUUCCUUCAACUGAACUAAAAAAAAAUUAUGCAAUGCAACACCAAGAUUGUUUAUAUCUAACGAAACUUUACACAAUACCAAUGAAUCUAUUAUAGCCAACAUAAUUGGAUAUUUGUACUCACAUAUCUGUUAGAUCAUUUACACCUAUAUCCUCUUCGUCUUAUUAUAACUUCUAAAGUGCGGCGGUCUACUUCCACUUUGACUUUAACCUGAACUUCAACUUCAAAUCCAACUACAACUACAACUCCAACUUCAGCUAGCUAAAUAAUAACAAAAAAAAAAGUCAAUCCAAAAUUCAAAUAUAUGACAGCUUGAAUUUAAAUCGUUUAUUUCCGAAUUUCAGCUUAGUAGAUGAAUCGGUAAGAAACUGUUAACUAAACCCUUAAGCGAAAUAUACCCUAGAGUGUACUCUUUUUAAAUAUUAUACCUAACUUGUACGGGAUACUUAGCAUGAACUAUACACAUACAUAUAUCCGCAAGCUAUUAAGAAUGUUUAAUGAAAAUCAACGUAUUAUAUAUGUACAGACACGGACACAGAUUCAGAAACACACAACAACACCGCAACACAAAACAUAGAGUUAUAUAUACAAUAUAUAUAUUGUAAAACGACUUUCCAGUUUCUGUAAAAUUGUAAUUACAUCCAAUAAAGUUUAAUUCAACACUUUAA
Molecule: messenger RNA, 9202 nt
Organism: Drosophila kikkawai
Lineage: Eukaryota; Metazoa; Arthropoda; Insecta; Diptera; Drosophilidae
Gene: Camta
Product: Calmodulin-binding transcription activator
Biological process (GO): regulation of transcription by RNA polymerase II
Cellular component (GO): nucleus
Molecular function (GO): double-stranded DNA binding; transcription coregulator activity; protein binding
Source: RefSeq, a predicted model, not a curated record